This is a messenger RNA of Peromyscus leucopus (white-footed mouse), 814 nucleotides long. RefSeq names its product protein yippee-like 2. Bases 124 to 630 code for a protein of 168 amino acids. NCBI's taxonomy places the organism in Eukaryota, Metazoa, Chordata, Mammalia, Rodentia, Cricetidae. The record is from RefSeq and is a predicted model, not a curated record. The transcript has a single exon.
GUGCAGUCCUUCGUCGCCAAGCACUCCGGAGCGGCCGAGCCUGGCGCUGGCGGGACCGGGCAGCCUGCCGCCAGGCUCUGAGAAGCGGCUGUAGACCUCUACUAGAGAGUCCUUCCUCUGAAGAUGUCACCAGUGUGUGGAGCCUGCCGCACACCCACCCCCUGCCAAACCACGGCCUUUACCUGUGUCUUUCGGUGUUUCCCGUGCGACCCGUCCUGUGGGAGUGCCUCGUGGGCUGCCCCAGAGUUCGCCCCACGCUCAGCUGCACCCAUGGUGAAGAUGACAAGAUCCAAGACUUUUCAGGCAUACCUGCCCUCGUGCCACCGGACCUACAGCUGCAUUCACUGCAGAGCUCACUUGGCCAAUCACGAUGAACUCAUUUCCAAGUCGUUCCAGGGAAGUCAAGGACGAGCCUACCUCUUUAACUCAGUCGUUAACGUGGGCUGUGGGCCUGCAGAAGAGCGGGUGUUGCUAACAGGACUCCAUGCAGUUGCAGACAUUUACUGUGAAAACUGCAAAACCACUUUGGGCUGGAAAUAUGAACACGCUUUUGAAAGCAGUCAGAAAUAUAAAGAGGGCAAAUACAUCAUUGAACUAGCGCACAUGAUCAAGGACAAUGGCUGGGACUGACCUGACAACAUCCAUCCGGUCCAGCAUCCACAUGAAUGCCAUCCAACUGAACAUUCUACCCAAGCGUGAGAGAGUGACUGAACAAUUGGUUCCAUCCAUUUAGGGGCCUUGCCAUCAGGGGGCAUCCUCCCACCCUGACGCCAUCUUUUUGGGUGACUGGCCUCUAAAUUGCUGUCUCUCUGUC